UGUCGUUCACAAUGGAACAAGUUUGUGAUCCAGUUAAGAAGAAUCAAUGAAGAGAGGCCAAUUACCACUAACACAAUGAAAGGACUGCUACAUAUCGCUGCGUUUGCAGCGCUAUUGUCCGUUGCGUCUGCAUGGACGUCCAGGGUGCACCCAAACUGCAGCUACGCAGACAUAGAAGGCAGCUGGAUGUUCUACGAGGGGGAGAGGAACCUCAACAAUAGCGCCCAGUGCCUGUCUGUCGAUCCAGUUCGAGUAACGAAAGUACAACUGUAUUACCCCAAUCAGGCGACCGACCAGUUCGGCAACGUUGGUACGUGGACCUUACUCUACAAUACCGCAUUUGAAGUUUUAAUCAAUGGAAGAAAAUAUUUUGCAUUUAGUUACGCAGAAAUGAUUGAUAACUACUUCAUCAGAAGUCUGUGCAACCAGACGUAUCCUGGAUGGUCUUACGAUGUUACUGUCAGACACUGGUCCUGUUUCUAUGGGGUCAAGGAAACUCAGACUGGUGCUAAACUCCACGCUGACAACUUCAGGAAAGCGCAGGCAAGUGAAGCCUCGUGGUUGGUGGAAGUAUUUUGCGCGGAAGUUUAG
Molecule: messenger RNA, 591 nt
Organism: Schistocerca gregaria
Lineage: Eukaryota; Metazoa; Arthropoda; Insecta; Orthoptera; Acrididae
Product: dipeptidyl peptidase 1-like
Exons: 4
Coding region: 76-591 (171 amino acids)
Source: RefSeq, a predicted model, not a curated record